AGUCUGGCAAAUGGUUUGUGGAUUGGAGAGGUCCCACCCCAGCUACAAGACCUGAGUUUCACUGAGAAAAUGCUGAUAGCACGUGUAAAGCAUAACCACUGCAUUGUUAAGGUCCACAUGUCAGGCAUGUCCAAGCUACGCGCUAAUGUGGUUAGCCAUUCACUGCCCAUGCCCAAGAUAUGUUCUGUGCUGCCACCUAGAUGCGAAGAAUUGAGUGAAGUGUUGGCAUUCUUGUACCUUGGACCUAACCAACCAACCUCUAAGGAGUAUAAGCGCACACCCAUGCUAGUU
Molecule: messenger RNA, 291 nt
Organism: Trametes versicolor FP-101664 SS1
Lineage: Eukaryota; Fungi; Basidiomycota; Agaricomycetes; Polyporales; Polyporaceae
Exons: 1
Source: RefSeq, a predicted model, not a curated record